Molecule: messenger RNA, 2581 nt
Organism: Stegostoma tigrinum
Lineage: Eukaryota; Metazoa; Chordata; Chondrichthyes; Orectolobiformes; Stegostomatidae
Product: F-box/LRR-repeat protein 19-like
Exons: 11
Coding region: 112-2379 (755 amino acids)
Biological process (GO): protein demethylation; regulation of transcription by RNA polymerase II
Molecular function (GO): protein binding; histone demethylase activity; DNA binding
Source: RefSeq, a predicted model, not a curated record
GGGAGAGUUGGGGGGCAGAAGGAAUGAGGGUCAGUUAGUUGAGUGCGGGUGAGGGACGAAGUGUGAGUCGGAGGUGGGAGCAGGAGAAUGGUUGAGGCCUGGCUCUGAGCCAUGGCGCUGAGCCCUGAGGAUGAGGACGAACAGGAGAGCGGGCCUCCAGCACCCCCGCCAGCUGCUGGCCCUGGAGGAGGAGGAGGCCAGGUUCGAUUUGAGGCCGGUGUUGGAGAGGAAUGUUGUGCAGCGACACAGAAAGGAAAGGCCAAGGGCAAGGUGAAACCCAAAGCCCCAAUGUCCUCCAGCAAGGCGGCAAGCGGGGCACGGCGCCGACGGACUCGCUGUCGCAAGUGCGAUGCCUGCCAGAAGACAGAGUGUGGGGAGUGCCACUUCUGUAAGGACAUGAAGAAAUUCGGGGGGCCCGGACGCAUGAAACAGUCCUGCAUGCUCCGCCAGUGCACAGCGCCUGUACUCCCUCACACGGCCGUCUGCCUCAUGUGUGGGGACGCUGGCAAGGAGGAGUCUGUCGAAGGCGAGGCCGAGAAGUUCAAGCUCUCGCUGAUGGAGUGCACCAUCUGUAACGAGAUUGUCCAUCCGGGCUGCCUGAAGGUCUGCGCGGCGGACGGAGUCAUUAAUGACGAGAUUCCCAACUGCUGGGAGUGCCCCAGGUGCCAGCUCGAGGGUAAGACUGGCAAGGAUGUGAAGGAGGGGAAGGAGCAGCUGGAGGUGAGUGGGAAGCGCCGAUCAGAUGGUGAGGAGGGGCCUCGCUGGAAGCUGGAGGAGGGCGGCCGGGUCAGGCCUGAGGAUUAUGUAGCCGGGCGCAAGAAGAGGAAAGAGAAGGAUGGAGCACUGGAGGCUGGGCCCAAGAAAAAGAAGCUGAAGAACACCCGGGGGCCAGAGGGCACGGCGCUGAGCACAGAGAGGACCCACCAGCGUGAGAAGCUGGAACACUUCAAGAGGAUGUGCCAGAUGCUGGAGCGUGUGAACCCAGCCCAGAGCUCCAGCUCGAGCUCCAGCUCGGACUCGGACUCAGACUCGCAGGGUUCGGAGGAAGAGGAGGAGGAAGAGGGAGCGGAGGAAGAGGAGGAGGAGAGCAGCGACGGUGGAGGUGGGGCUUCCGGCACCAAUGGCAGCUCCCGUCGGCCACGCGACCAUCGGGUGACAGCGACCUCCCUGCUGGGCUUUAGCGAGAGUGAGGACGAGGAACAGGAGGACGACGAGGGAGCUGAGGAGGAGGAGGAGGAGGAGGAGCUGGCAGAUCACUCCCACCGACCGGCCCCCUACACCACGUCCCGCAACGGCAAGGCCAAGGGCCGCGAGCCCUGGCAGGGCAAGGAGAACCAGCAUGCUGCUCGGCACCCACGGGGCCGGGCCCAGUCCGGCCGCAAAGCCCCCAGAGCGCCUGGUGCUCCCGGCCUGCGAGUAGCAGCCCGCACCCAGUUCCUCAACCGGCCUCCUGUCUGCUCACCGUCCCGGCCCCUGCUGAUGGAGCGCCACGUAGUGAAGCCACCUCCCGACUGCCCCGAGCCCGACUCGCUGCCCCUGGAGACCGGCGCCGACCAUGUCCUGCAGCGGCAUGCCUGGCUAGCUGUCUUCCGCUACCUCAGCCACCGGGACUUGUGUGUCUGCAUGAGGGUGUGCCGUACCCUCAACCGCUGGUGCUGUGAUAAACAAUUGUGGACCAAGAUUGACCUGAGCAGACAGAAGUCGAUCACACCAGCCAUGCUGAGUGGGAUUAUCAGGAGGCAACCCAUUACCCUGGACCUCAGCUGGACCAGUAUCUCGAAGAAACAGCUCAUGUGGCUCAUGAACCGGCUGCAGGGCCUGAAGGAGCUGAUCCUGUCCGGGUGUUCCUGGUCCUCAGUGUCUGCUCUCUGUUCAGCCAGUUGUUCUUGCCUGAGGCUACUCGACCUUCGCUGGGUCGAGGACGUGAAGGACUCACACCUCCGUGAACUCAUCUCCCCUCCAAGUGACACCCGGCCAGGUCAGAACGAGCAUCGAGGGAGGCUGCCAAACCUGUCGGAGCUGCGGCUUGCUGGCCUGGACAUCAAUGACACGUCACUGCGCCUCUUGGUGCGACACCUCCCACAGCUGAACAGUCUCGAUCUCAGCCACUGUCCACACGUUGGAGACCAGUCUGUGAACCUACUGACCGCUGCCAAUUCCCAACUCCGGGACAAUCUGACUGAGAUCAACCUGUCGGGGUGUAACCGACUGACUGACCAGUGCCUGCCUCUGUUCAGGCGAUGCUCGAACCUGUCCCGUGUGGACUUGCGUUGCUGUAAGCUCGUCACGCUGGAGGGCUGCCAACAGUUUGCCAAGGACGCCUCCAUGAGCGCCACCUUCCGGUGCUCCCCGGACAAAUUGAUUUUGCGGAACAGCUAACGCCACAGGGAGGGGACGCUGUGUUCCCCCCCCUCCCCCUCCCGGGUGCUGAUGGUGGGGAGCGAGGGAAUGACGCUGGGUACUUUCACCAUCAGACUCCAGGCUUGGACCUGAAACCAAUUCUGUUUGGUUCCCCUCAUAAUCUCUUUUAUUUUUGCUUCCUCUGUUUCUUAUUUUCACCACCUUCCCCUCCCCCCCCCCC